AGCGGCAGCCAGCCCGGCGCAGAGCAGCGGAGCGGAGCGGACCGUACCGGAGCGGAGCGGGCAGCCCCGCAGCGCCCCGGACCAUGUCUCCGCCGCCCCCCGGCCCGGGGCCGCUGCCGCCGCGGGAUCCGGCGGAGCCCGGCCGCCCCUAGCGCGGGGUUUCUGCAAGUCAUCCGCCCACCGCCGCCCUGCCCCGGCCCCGCUCCGAGGACCCCGGUCGGAUUUAUUGGGGUUUUGUGCUUUUUGCUCUUUGCUUCUUCCUUCCCUCCCCGUCGUGCUGUGUGUACCGGUUCCUCUCGUCACCUGCCGUGGUUAACUUUUCUGUGACUCGGUUUAACUCUUGAGAUCUCCGUGGAUGUUGCUAAGAGCACUUCUCUUGCCUUUGCUGCCCCUUGCCGGGACCGGAUUUGGUACUAAGCGGGCUCUGUGUGCCUGUGUGUGUGUUCUGAGUGUCCUGAGAUGUUGCUUUCCUGUUCAGAGCUGUGCGUUACUUGUAACCAAGACCCGUGAAGGAUCAUAGGCUUGGCUUGACCUUGAUUUUGAUGGCUUUUUGGGAAGAUCUGAUGAUGUGAUUGCAUUUUGUGAAGUGAUUGCUCUCCAGCCCCUAUGGCUUAGGAUACAAGCCACUUCUGCCACACAGUUACUCAUGGACAAUUCCAAAUUUUUCUAGACAAACUUUUUUUUUUUUUUUCCUUCUUCGUCUUUUGUUUCCUCACUUUCCUUUCACCCCAUUUCUCCUUAAUGUUGGGAGCCUUAUUCUACACUUUGCUGUGAUCGACCGUCCUGCUGCUCCUUGCUGCUGGUUUCUUUUUUAGAAUACAAUGGCUUUAAGUGGCAACUGCAGGACUUACCUUCCUGCGCGGGAGCAGGGGACCGGGCUGCACUCCUUCCCGGAGGUCGUGGAGCUAAAUGUGGGUGGCCAGGUUUACUUCACUCGCCACUCCACCUUGGUUGGCACCCCUCACUCCCUGCUGUGGAAAAUGUUCACCCCAAAAAGAGACACAGCCAACGAUCUGGCUAAGGACUCCAAGGGAAGAUUCUUCAUCGACAGAGAUGGCUUUCUUUUCCGCUAUAUUCUGGACUAUCUCAGGGACAAGCAAGUGGUUCUGCCCGACCACUUCCCAGAAAAGGGAAGGCUCAAGAGGGAGGCUGAGUACUUCCAGCUCCCGGACCUGGUCAAACUGCUGACUCCCGAAGACAGCAAGCAAAGCCCCGACGAUUAUUGCCACAGUGACUAUGAAGAGGUCUCCCAGGGAAGUGACACAAGAAUAUGCCCACCCUCGUCGCUCUUACCAUCGGAUCGGAAGUGGGGAUUCAUUACCAUUGGGUACCGGGGGUCAUGCACUAUUGGCAGGGAGAGCCAAGCAGAUGCCAAAUUCAGGAGGGUCCCAAGGAUUUUGGUUUGUGGAAGGAUUGCUCUGGUCAAAGAGGUCUUUGGAGAAAGUUUGAAUGAAAGCAGAGACCCAGACAGAGCUCCAGAAAGGUACACCUCCAGGUUUUAUCUCAAGUUCAAGCAUCUAGAGAGGGCUUUCGACAUGUUAUCUGAGUGUGGAUUCCACAUGGUGGCCUGCAACUCCUCUGUGACGGCUUCCUUUGUCAAUCAGUACACUGACGACAAGGUCUGGUCCAGCUACACUGAAUAUGUCUUCUACCGUGAGCCAUCCCGCUGGUCCUCGUCCCACUGCGACUGCUGCUGCAAGGACGGCAAAGGCGACAAGGAGGGCGAGAGCGGCACGUCCUGCAACGAGCUGUCGACAUCCAGCUGUGACAGCCAGUCGGAGGCCAGCUCCCCGCAGGAGACCGUCAUCUGCGGCCCUGUCACGCGCCAGCCCAACAUACAGACUCUGGACCGGCCGGCCAAGAAGGGCCCGGUGCAGCUGCUGCAGCAGUCCGAGAGCCGGCGGAAGAGCGACCUGCUGCGGACUCUCACCUCGGGCUCCAGGGAGUCCAACUCCAGCAAGAAGAAGGCAGUGAAGGAGAAGCUCUCCAUCGAGGAGGAGCUAGAGAAAUGCAUCCAGGAUUUCCUCAAAAUCAAAAUCCCAGACAGGUUUCCAGAAAGGAAGCAUCCCUGGCAAUCGGAACUGCUGCGGAAGUACCACCUAUAGGCUCUGGGCAGGAAGGCAUGGAGCCUUAUUGCCAUUACAGUGAUAUACUAAGUGAUACAAAAAUAAUUCCCAACAAUAAUUAUUUGUUAGGUCAUAAAAAAAAAUGAAAUCCAUCUCUCUAGUACUGCCUAAUUUGCCUAUUUCACCUUAACAUUUAUAGUCAUAGGGUAACGAUAUUUUUCCAGUCGUGGAAGCACAAUGACAAACGCUUUUAUUUGUAAACUCUGAGUCUUACACAAGCUGAAUACCUUAAGGGCACAACAGUACCGACAACACAAGAUGCUCGCGUGCAGAUGCUGCUGGUGCCAGUGGGAACGAGCAGGCAGCGGCCGGGCGGCGCGUGGCUGCAUGCCUUCUGCAUCCUCCUGCUAGCUCGGUGGUUUAGAGGGAUGUGCACUGCUCCAAGAAGCAAGCUAUGCCAUGGCAGUUUACCUUAAGCACGUGUGUAUAUAUAUGUGCAUAUAUAUAUAUGUGUGUAUAUAUAUCUCUGUGUAUAUAUAUAUGUAUAUAUAUAUAUCAAUAUAUAUUGCUUAAAGAUUUUCUGGCUCUCUCCUUAUAACUGCACUUUCUCAGAAAAGAGCAUUUUUUUAGCAGCUGUAGAUGUUCCAGUUCUUCUUCAGGUCUUUGAGGGUUGAAUAGUAAAGAAACCCCAGGAGAAACCCCAUCACGCUGCCUCUCACUCUCUUUUCCUUUUUCCCCUUCUCUGAGACACUGCAAAUGCAUUUCAAUGGAGACCAGGGACAAGUGUGUGGGUCUUUGUUGCCAUCAGCAAAAUAUUCCAUUUGUUUCUGGUGAGCUCAUUCCAUCUGUGUCCUCCCCACGCCUCUCGUUGGGUUCCUCAAGGCUUUCUGGUGGCAGCGGGCGGUACCUGUAGUGAUUCCAGCGGAAAGACAGAGGAACGUUUCCAGGCGGAGCGAGGGCAGGUGAAGCAGCAGCGCGGUGAGGAUGGCAGGUCUCUGCCCGCCUGCCAGGCACGUUUGUUUGCCAGCAGUGCUUGGCUCGAGCCGGCAGGGCGAGCAGACGCUCGGUCCCAUCCAGCGCAGAAGCAAAUACAAGAAAUGAUCAGCCUAACAAGAUACGUUUAAUGCUUUGACUGGCAGGGAAUCAAUUGCUAGAGGACAGGAGCAGCGCUGCUGCAGCUACGUGCAUUUCAAGAGAAAAUUGAAAAUCAAGGAGGAUGUACCCAUAUUCCAUGACAGAGGUGCUGUCUGCGUGCGGGUCCUGUUCGCAGCCCGUGGCAUGAGCCAGCAACGCUGAGCAUGCUCUGGGACCCACGGGGACGUGGGAGCCCAGGGAGGGGCAGUGGGUGCACAUGUCGGUAGCCAGCAGCAGGGGCUGGGGAGCAGAGAGCCGUGACCAGGGUCUGAGCUGGUCCGAGCCCAGGGUGCUGGGGCCAGCCAGGGGGCUGCAGAAGAGAGAACUGCUCCAGACAACUGGCUUUGGCUGGGAACAAGCCGUUAGAGUACUUGAGAGAAAUUAUUCAUUUUCUAAAGGCAGAAAAAGAAAGAUACAUAUAUAUGGGAACUGAUAGUGCUGGUAACAUGCCACUUCGGUUCUGACUUAUGUAGCAUCCUCCAGGUUCCAGAGCUCUUGAAUUUCAGACUGCUGUGGGAGAUGUCAGGUGUGCACAAAUUAUUUCUGCUGAUCUUAAUGCGGUUUCAGUAAGGUGGUUCUUUUGUGCUCGUAAGGCUCUGUUGUUGCCAUGCAAUGGGCAAGGGAGUUUUUGUUUUGCCAGAAGAAUCCUAAGGUCCACAUGAGCAGAGCUUCAUACCCAUUGCUUGGCUGCAGAUGUCAAGCAGGAGUUUAUGGUGAGGAUGCAAAUUUUACCAGCAAACAAGGAAGCAAUACGUGUCCAGAGCGAUCCUUAAGCACAAGCUGGCUGCAAGGAGAGGAACAAAACCUCCCAGCAAUACAUCCCCAAGCCAGUGGAGAGCAUGGUUCAGAGGUGGCAGCUUGGCAUCAUCUCUGCUGUGGUUUUUACCAAGUUUUUACAUGUGAAAUGCACCUAUCUGGCUCCUCUUAGCAGUUUGUUGGUUUAUAACAUUUCCCCCCCUGCCCUGGCACCAAGGCACAGUUUUAACAGAACUGGGGAGCAAAUGGGGUUCUCCCACAGGAUUUCCAGCCGUGUGCUCAGUUCGGGGUGGAUCAUGCAGCUGGAACCAUUUCAGCUUCCCUCACUCCAGGGCUUUCCCUGGCUCCUUUUCACAUCAUAAGUAUUUGGGCUAUAAAAUACAAGUGACAAGGUGAAAGAAUGGUGCUGGGUGUGCAUGUGUGCGCCUUUGCAGAGUGGCGCUGGAGGUGCACAGGGCUUCAGGAUGAUUAAUAACUGUGGAAAAAUUAGACCCAAAGAAAUGCACCCAAAUGGGCUUGAUUUAUGUGACCUUCAUGUCUUCAGUUUUAGAUGAAAUGGUUAUUACUCUCCAGCGCUACAGAAAUAAAGGUCUUAAACCUCAGUAACCAUGGGCAGGCCCAGCCCACAAGGAAGCACAGAGAUGUGUCACCGGCUGAAUGGGUGUGCGAGGAGCAGGGGUGCCCAGGCACAUGCGGGUGCACACGUGUGUGCUGUGUGUGUCCCUACACACGUCUGCGUUUCUGCAGGGCUCUAACCCCGCUGUAACUUACACUGUGGUAUUGUACAGGGUAGCUUAGCACUGGGGGUUGUGCUUCGAGGCUUUUUGUUUCAGGCUGACUGGCAAGCUCACCCGAGCCCUUGUGCAGAUGGCAGGAGCCGUCCGCCUGCCCUGGAUGGGAGUUGGGCGACACAUGGGAUGCUGCAGAGCAUCCACUCCUGCUGCCCGCCGUGGUCCCAGAUGUCCCCUUCCCUGUCCCCCUGCCUCGGCUGCUCUUCCAGAGCCAGGCUUUGGGCACGUCCCCCUGCACCAUCACCAGCGGCAGGGUCCCCCCGGCCGUGGAGCAUUACUUCGGAAGACCUCUUCCCUAAAAUAACGUCAUACAUAGGUACACAUGCAUAUACACAUAUAUACAAACACAUACACAUAUAAACAGCUAGAGAGAUUUGUACCUGCACCUUGGGAGGCAAGGCGUGAAUUCAUGCCUCGGAGGCCAGGUUCGUCCUCUGCCUGCAGGAGCUGGCACUGCUCACCGAUCGUGGGGCAGGAGGUACCUGCAGCAGGGGUACCGAGCGGCUGGUUGAGCCCCCCGCCAGGACGGCAGGGAGAUGGGGUCACUGCUCGGCCCCUGCGGCACCGUCCUCCCGCCGGGCUCCUCCCGGGGUCUGCGCAGGCGGGUGGCAGCGGGCAGGAUGCGGCCCUGCUCCCACUCGUGGCUGAGCCAAGGCGAUGAGGGUGAGAAGGGAGGCGGAGGUGAGGCACUGGGAAAUGGGACUGGAAUAACAAAAUUGUCUAAAACAUAGCUGGCUUUUGACUCUAAAAAUAUUCGGCUCAAUUCUAAUUUGUUUCAGUGAAAGAACCUCUGCUGAUCCGUAGGACAUUUUUGGUCACUUACUAGCAAGCCAAAAUGACACUCAGUUAGCAGAGGACUUUAUUCUUUCUCAACCAUCCGGGGAGCAAACUGGUCUUUGAGCUACUUUCCAUGCAUAACUAAGACCAAAUAUGAGUUCUGUUGAUAUUAAUUUGAAAACAUACAUUGACUUCAGUGGGACUGAGACUCCUAAGAUGCCUUUUCUCACAA
Messenger RNA from Oxyura jamaicensis (ruddy duck), 5756 nucleotides. RefSeq names its product potassium channel tetramerization domain containing 16 (gene KCTD16). Gene Ontology annotation, biological process: protein homooligomerization; regulation of G protein-coupled receptor signaling pathway. Bases 822 to 2105 code for a protein of 427 amino acids. Gene Ontology annotation, cellular component: presynaptic membrane; postsynaptic membrane. Gene Ontology annotation, molecular function: protein binding. The record is from RefSeq and is a predicted model, not a curated record. Lineage: Eukaryota; Metazoa; Chordata; Aves; Anseriformes; Anatidae. The transcript has 3 exons.